Messenger RNA from Ahaetulla prasina, 1253 nucleotides. It is a transcript of the gene ALKBH2, whose product is annotated as alkB homolog 2, alpha-ketoglutarate dependent dioxygenase. The record is from RefSeq and is a predicted model, not a curated record. Gene Ontology annotation, biological process: DNA repair. The transcript has 4 exons. The coding region runs from base 163 to 927 and encodes 254 amino acids. NCBI's taxonomy places the organism in Eukaryota, Metazoa, Chordata, Lepidosauria, Squamata, Colubridae.
ACCCCCCGCGAGGAAAAUGCCGGUGCAGCAGCUGCUGGUUGGACGACUUUGCCAGAGGAGCUCAGGGGCCCUUCUGCCAAGGGACCUCGCAGAAAGCGGCCGGAAUCUCCCUGCCAUGGACGGCCACUUUCCUCCCGCUCGGUCUUCCUCCUGAAGUGGGUGAUGGAGAAAUUCCUCAUCCCAGCAGUUCCUGGACCCACCCCGGAGAAGGCCCCGGGGCCCAGGGCCACGGAGGAGGAGGAGGAGGGGGCAGACUCUGCCCAGCAAGGCAGCCCGAAGGAGCAAGAGAGGAUGAGCCCCUUGCCAGGCAUGCCAUGGAAGAAAAUCCGGGCAGAGGGGCUCAUCUGUGACUAUACCACCCUCUAUGGCAGAGCCCAGGCGGACGAAAUCUUCCAGCAGCUCGAAAAGGAAGUGGAGUACCUUGAAGGUGAAUUCACCAAGUUGCAUAUCUUCGGGAAGUGGCAUGAAAUCCCGAGGAAGCAGGUGACCUACGGGGAUGCUGGGCUCACCUACACUUACUCUGGUGUCACCUUUUCCCCCAAGCCCUGGAUUCCAAUUCUGAAUCGCAUUAGGGACCGUGUCCAGCUGGUCACCGCACACACCUUCAACUUCGUUUUGAUAAACAGGUAUAAAGAUGGGCGUGACCACAUGGGAGAGCACAGGGACGAUGAGAGGGAGCUGGUUCCCCGCAGCCCUAUUGCCUCUGUGUCCUUUGGUGCCUGCAGGGACUUCAUCUUCCGCCAUGGGGCUUCUCGGGGCAAAAUUGCCUCCCGACGAAUCGCGCCAGUCAAGUUGCAGUUGGAUCAUGGCAGUCUGCUAAUGAUGAACUUCCCCACCAAUCACUACUGGUACCACAGCCUGCCCAGCCGCAAGAAAGUGCUGGCACCCAGGAUCAACCUGACCUUUCGGAAAGUUAGGACUCUCUAGCUCCCAGAAGCAGGGGAAGGGGCGUGUGUGUGUUGGGAGAAGCGAAGCAUCUUUCCACCCUUGGCUGCAGCCUGGGUUUACCGCUCCCUUUUCUUGAAACCUAUCUGGACUCAAAACUGGGCUGUUGUAAUCACAGGCUCUGUUUGCACAACCUUAUGCAGUCCCUGGAUCCUCUAACCAAGCUGUAUUUGUGGCUCUGGUUUACCUCGGAUUUACUCCCUCUCUAAUCAGCCAGUCAUACUUUAUCCUGGAGGGCUGUGUGAACCUGGCCUGUGGCAUAAUGUAUCCUGUGAACCAAGAAAAUUGGGUUAACUGAAUAAACCAGA